Molecule: messenger RNA, 6251 nt
Organism: Polypterus senegalus (gray bichir)
Lineage: Eukaryota; Metazoa; Chordata; Cladistia; Polypteriformes; Polypteridae
Gene: lpcat4
Product: lysophosphatidylcholine acyltransferase 4
Exons: 18
Coding region: 4158-5720 (520 amino acids)
Biological process (GO): phosphatidylcholine acyl-chain remodeling
Cellular component (GO): endoplasmic reticulum
Molecular function (GO): calcium ion binding; 1-acylglycerophosphocholine O-acyltransferase activity
Source: RefSeq, a predicted model, not a curated record
UAUUUAUUUUAAAUAAUGUUAUGGUGGCCAGCUUGUAUCACAUGAUUUACGUAAUUUAGACUGACUUGUACCAAUUAAUAGCCAUUUUAAAAUGAUAUAAUUAUCAUUAAAAAACUUUGUAUUGGUAUUUGUGUCAACAGUUAUGAUGAAUAAAAUAUUUGCAGUGGUAUUUUCAAAAACAGUGGCAUCAUCCAUCCGUAUUGGGUAUGGCAAUAGAAAGAAGUGAAUGGGAACGAGAUCUUGGCGUAGAGCGCUGCUAAAUAAUGUCUUCUUUUAUUACAUCUAAAUAUUGUUUUCUUGUUGUAAUUGGCGGCAUUUUGUGUGAACAUUUAAAAAAGAAAAUGUGAUGAAGACCUUGUUUAAUGCGAUACUGUCUAAAAUAUCAUGAUAAGAAACAGAAGGUGAAUUUGUGUUGAACAUCCGUGUUCAUAUUUCUGUUUUUACAUGUAGUAGUAGUCUUAUAGCUAGUAUGUUUCUAAUGUUCUAGUAUGUUUUGCCUUUUUUGAUACUUUGAUAACUAACACAUUGCAGAAUUCUAUACAGCUAUUUCUUAAGUUGGAGAACAUGCAAGUUUAGCGAGUAUUUUUGAGUCCAGUCCCACACUCUUUGCAAUUAUCAUCAUCCUUCAUUACUGUUUACUUUGUACAGUAUAUACAAAUGUGUACUUUUGGGUAAUUGCGCAACAUUAACUUUUAUUUUAGAUAUAUUUCAGAUAGUCAUGUUGUACUUGACAGUGUGGGAACUUUUCUGUUGUUAUCUACAUUGUUUAUCACUCACAUGUUGACGUGUGUUUUUUUUUUUCUGUAACUGUCACAAAACUUGUUUUUAUAAUAACAAAUGCUAAUCAUUUGAUUGUAACAAAGAUAUUUAAUUUCAGAGCCUCUGAUUAACGGAGAGUCUAUCAGUAGUGUAACUGCUGUUUUUUGUUCCAAUUAUUUGGAAGCCUUUUCCAGCUCUUAAUUAGAAUCUUCAAUUAAUGUCUAUAUUUUCAUAUGUUUGCCUUUAACCUGAGUUAAAGUAACAUGACUUUGCUGGAUGUUUCCUAGAAAUGUUUAAGGUGUGCUUGAGUAUAGGUUAACUGCCCUAAAAAGCACACAUUUGGUAUUUUUGAAGUAUUUUCUUUUUCUUGCCAUAUAUUAAUAUGCUCCAGAAAUAUAAGUUGUUAAAUAAAGUGUUAUGUAUAAUUAAAAUAAAGCACAAAUACUGCAUCUCCCACAGUAGCUUGUAAUGGUGGUCUGUUGGGCAACAGAGAACAUAUGAAUCAAAAUCCUUAAAACUGGAAUAUAACUGUUUGCCAGGGACAGAAGAGGUAUAGCAAUUGCAUGUGAUGAAUGGAUUUAGAAGGGUGCUUGCUUCCAAAAGGAACUCGCCCUGUUAACUAAAGGGCUUCACCAUGCCACUGUAGAAAAACAGCCAUCGGGGAAGUGUGCUCAAAUUGUUAUGAUACAGUUAAUAAACUUGUCCAAUUUGCAGAUGACACCAAAACUAGAGCGAGAGCUGAUCCUGAGCAGAGAGCAAAACAAUUUUGAAACUGAGCAAACACUUGGGAGAAGUAUAUGUAGGCCAAAGAAAUCUUAAAUUAUAAAUACAAGAUGGGCGAUGUUGGCAUUAUCUCUGUAAAUCAUGUAGGGGUUUGCUUUGAUGCAAAAUUCUCAUUAUGUACACAAUAUGCACAAGCAAUUAAAAGAACAAAAAAUUGUAAAAACUGAUCUAUAUAAUUAUAGAACUGUUAUGCUCAGCCUGUAUAAUGUACUAGUGAGAAUGCAUCUGAGGUGUUUUGUACAUUUCAGGUCACUAUCCUACAAAAAAGACAAAGCAGCACCUAGAAGCUGCAGAGCAAAUACCAGCCAAGUGCAUCUUGAAACUAAAAGGCAUGUCCCACUGAUAUAGGCUAAAGGAAGUACAUUUCUGUAAUCUUAAAAAGAGACACCUGCAUGGUGCCCCUAAUCCUGGGAUUCAAAACUCACAGAGGCAUCGAUGGAGUUGAUUUAGCAGAAUUAUUUCAGUUAAAUAAUGGGUUGCACUCUCAAGAACACCAGUGGAAAUAAAUUAGAGUUCAGCCAAAAAACGUUUUUCAUUGUGACAGUCGAAACUAUAUAGUCAUGCAGCUGAAGCACAACUCUUUGGCCAUGUUUAAAUCUAAUCCAUAUGAAAUACUGAGGCAACUAGAUGUUACACAACUAAAUGAGCUAGAUGGACUGAAUGGUGUCCUCUUGCUUGUUAGACAUCUUUAUGUUUGAAGAAUUGUUCAGCAUAUGCUGAAAUUAUGUAGAGGUCAUGGGGAUACUUGCUGGAGAAUCACAGCAGAUUAACAGGUAGGAGUAACAGCUUCCUAAUUAUUGCAGUACAUAUCACUGCAUUGUGCAUUAACUAGUUGUUUAUGUAAUGCAAGCUACAUUGUAGGCAUCAAGUAAGAAAUAAGACAGAAGAAUGGAGGAAUAGCUGAGCCCAUCAUAAAAACAUCUGUUUGAGGAAAACUUGGGAGUAUGCAGAAAGCAACUGGAACACGCAAACUCCAUACAUACUGUAUCGCCCAGCACCACCUACCCCAAUACUUUUUGGUUAUAAAUCUCUUUUAGUUUAGUUUUCUGGUAACAUUAAAAUAAUUCACCAUGUCAUUAACAUGAUACUACAUGUAAUAAGAUUUUUCUGCCGCCUGAUUUAUCCAGUCCUCUCCACAUUCUCACCUAAAUGUAAUAAGCAUACUAUACUUGUAACCAAAAGAAAAUAAGCACUGAAGAGAUAGAAAAUGUCUAAUUUCUAUUAUCUAAGAUUGCUGUGGUAGUUAAAAAAGAAGAGAGCAAUUCAGUAGGGGCCUUCUGUGAAUUACAGGAUAGCUGGACACACCCAAUUUAAAUAAGCUUUAAUUUAGUCCCUUUUCAGAUAGUAUGACAUACAGUAUUAUUUUAACUAGUACAAGGUGGAGGUUUAUGUGUGAUUUUCCAAACUGACAGAAUUGUAUGACUUGCUAAAAACCAGUAGGUUAGUAUUUUAAGAAUCAGUGUUACAUUAAAGUCAAUUAGUGAAGGAGGAUUUGUUUAGGUUUGAAUGAAUUCUUGCAGCACGUGGAAAAUGAAUCUCCAAGAAGAUUUAAGUGAAGUGGGGAAAAAAAAAAAGAAUUGUGACCACUGGAGUCUAGUGCUUGGCAGUUACUCUCACUCAUUAGAUCGAAUACUCGAAGAGUAUGAGUGUAUAUACAUGUUGGCACCAGUAGUGUGGGAUAUGGUUCAUACCAAAGUCUCAUUUCUGUAGCAUUCGCUACACAUUAAGACAUCUGAAAGCCUGGAGAGACCAAACCCUUACUUAUGAGAAGCAACUGCCUCAGCCAUAGCACAGUAAGGUGAGGUGAUUUGAUCGUGAUCACAAAGUGUCAAUAGCAGGGACCCAAGUCUAUAGCUUUAACCACUACGCCACACUGCCUUCAGUGGAUGGAUUUAGUAAUUGCUUGAUUCCAGGGAACUGCUGAUCUUAAUGGAGUUGCUGACAAGUAGAAUGUUUGGCCAGAAGACAGCAUGAUGGUAAUAAUGAGCAUUUGGAAUUUCAAGUACAGUGUUUGACUUAGGUAGUGGGCGAGCCAGGACAAGAAUACAGAAUAAAUACAGUUUGGUUUACCAUUUUGUGUUCUUCUUCCUUUUGUAUGUUUUAGUCAAUAUGAAGUUUAUUUUACAAACAUCAGUGCUUUAUCAUUGGCACUGUUUUUCUAGUCUUGUUCUGUAUUUUUUUACUUUUACCCUCCUGUUAUCUUCCAUGCACAUUCAUUGUUGAUAUCCCUGUGAUCAUCCAUUUGUGUUACAGUGACUUUUAACUGGACUUUAUAUAUUAAUAUUUUCCAUGCUUUGUUAUGGAAAGGAACUUAACUCAUAAAUGUGUUGUUUUGUAAUAUAAUGCAUUUCUUCUUAAUUUUUACAGAAAACUGCAGUGAUGCCUAACGCAGGUGUGUCAUGACCCCAAUCAAGUUCAUUUUGAAACCUAUUUAUACAGUGUGAUCUGGACAUGUGUUUAAUUAGGACUGCAUAAUGAUAGACUCCAAGAGCUAGGAGGAGGUAUGCAUCACUCAACUACUUUAUAUGGUUCCAACCAAGCAGCUGUAAAGCAAUUUCCUUCACUAAGUGGACCCACAUAAUUCAGAUUCUGGACCUGACACCAGCACAGAGGCAAUGGAUCAUGAUUAUAUCAACCCAUUUGUGCAUUACGUUCACUUAUCUUUCUGGCAGAAAGUGAAGAUGGUACUGCUGGGCCUGGUGCUGGUUCCAGUCAGAGCAGUGCUGUCUUCCAUAUUCUUUUUACUGCUGUGGCCUUUUUGUCUGCUGAAGAUUUUGGGUCUAAGUUCAGAACAGAUGUCUUCACCUAUCACUGGCUGGAGAAGGUCAUUCACACAUGUGGCGAUAUGGCUCUUGUGUCGAAUUUUUUUUUUUUUCUUGGGCUUUAUCAGAAUAAAAGUGAAAGGCCAACGGGCUUCAUCGACAGAAGCUCCCAUUCUUGUAGCAGCGCCUCAUUCAAGUUUCAUGGAUGCUGUUGUGGAAAUACCGUGUGACCUUGCCAGUGUAAUGUCACGCUCGGAGAAUCUCAGUAUUCCUGUGCUGGGAGCACUGCUGCGCUUCAGUCAGUCUAUUUUGGUGUCACGACAAGAUCCAGAGUCACGAAGGAAAGGUGUAGAGGAGCUCAAACGAAGAGUCUGCUCUGCUGGCCGGUGGUCUCAAAUCCUUAUUUUUCCAGAGGGUACCACAACCAAUGGGAAAGCUCUUAUUAAAUUUAAACCUGGGGCCUUCAUCUCUGGUGUGCCUAUUCAACCGGUGCUCAUACGUUAUACAAACAAACUGGAUACAGUGAGGUGGACUUGGAAAGGAAUUAACUGCUUGCAGGUUCUACUUUACACCUUGUCCCAGUUCUACACAAAUGUUGAGAUUGAGUUUUUGCCUGUUUAUUACCCAGAUGAAGAUGAAAAGUCCAACCCUGUUCUCUUUGCAAGCAAUGUUCAAAGGUUAAUGGGAAAGUCUUUGGGAGUUCCUGUAACAGAAUUUGAAUUUGAAUCCAAAAUGCCAGUCUUUUGCAUUGGAAAGCUAAAACUGCCUCUUGAGCCAAAAGUAAGGGAGUUGGAGGCUGUGCUUCAGUUUUCCAGCCAUGGGCAACAUAAUUUACAAAUGAACUUAGAAGAGCUGAUUGAAAAGUGUCAUAAAGGUGUGGGCCCGAGGCUGAGAAUGGAGCAGUUCAGUUCCUUGAUAAACACACUACCAGAAAAUGUCAUCCAGAAAAUAUUCAGCAUUUUUGGCAAGGGUCCUGAAGAACAUCUCGACUUAAGAGUAUUUGUUGUUUGCUUGGCUGUCACAGAUCGAAGAUGGGCUGUGGAUGAAGUGCUGGAACUGGCUUUUAAACUUUUUGAUGGUGAUAGAAAAGGCUACCUGUCAGAAGAUGAGUUUGCCUCAUUUCUGCAGUCUUUACUGACCUGCCCUGACUUAGACUCCGCAGAGAUAUUUCAGGAGACGUACAAGAAACAACAAUCCAGACUGACUUUGGAAGAAGUCAAGGAGUUAUUUAAGUCUCAGCAGUACCGGAGACUUUUUACAUGUUACCUGAGGCCUUUGUCUACAAUGCCAGAGAAGUCAAGCUCCUCUCUGAGACAUAUGACAGCUCUGGAAAGUGACGGGUCACAAAAAAUGAAGGCCGUGUCCAGUAGAGGUGAAUCAAGUGGAGGUGUCCCAGAUGAUAAAAAGGGACACUGAAAUAUUCACAGCCUCUACGAAAUUGUUAAUGCUGCUAGAAUGUAAGCCACAAAAUACAGAAAUUUGUGCACAAACAGUAUUUUCUAAUUUUGUACAUAUUUAAAUUUUUUAUUUUUUAAAAGAAAUAUUCUACUUUUGCAAAGGAACAAUAUUCUCAGGGUUAACUUACAGGUGCAUUCAGGUAUAGUAGCGUUCUUUUAUAUUUGAUGAUCAUUUUUUUCUAAUGUUUCUUAUUGUGUAAAAUGUGUUAUAUGUUAUUUUUAUGGUGCUGCAAAGAAAUUUGAUUUAUUAAAAAUACGUUUUAUAGAAAUAUGUCCUUUUAAUAAUACAUGUUAUAAUGCUGCUCAUUUAUAGAAUCUUCUAUUAAAGACAACAUUAUGAUGGAAUUAAGAGCAAUGUUCAGCAGCACGUUUAUUUUCAAGCUGUCAUACUGUGCAAUAGGGCUGUUACACUCAAUACCACUUUGAAUGUCUUUGAUUGUGUUUUGUAGACUGAAUAUUCAGAACUAAAUUAAAUCUUGAAUGUUUCGCU